This is a messenger RNA of Diabrotica balteata, 942 nucleotides long. Lineage: Eukaryota; Metazoa; Arthropoda; Insecta; Coleoptera; Chrysomelidae. The record is from the annotation of a GenBank genome assembly.
AUGAGAGUAUCAUGUACAGCAGAGGCAACAGCAUUUGAAUCUUUUGAAUGUUCAAACUCCAGCCACACAUAUGACGUCACAUUUGCAGAAGAAAGAUGGGAUUUCGAAUUUCCAGCCACGAUGGAACACCUCUAUAGGCAUAGUUGCUUCGACGAUAGAAAAUUCGACCUGUUCAUCCCUCGAGUUUGGGUAGUACUAAAGAGAUACGCCACGUUUCUAGGUGUCAAUCCGUCACCUAACACCGCCAAUGCUGAUGUUCAAGACACGCAACAGAGUCUGCCGGUUACAGUCUUUGAGUGUCUCAACAGAGCCUUUGGUGUCACCUUCGAAUGUUUUGCAUCACCUCUAAAUUGUUAUUUUAGACAGUACUGUUCGGCGUUCGCCGAUUGUGAUUCUUAUUUCGGAAGUAGGGGCUCAUUUCUCAAGCUGAAGGCAGUUUCGGGCUCAUUCGAAGCGAACCCCCCGUACUGCGAAGAACUAAUGGAAGCGUCCGUGGACCAUAUGGAACGGUUAUUAAGCGACAGUCCGGAACCUUUAAGUUUUAUAGUUUUAAUGCCCGAUUACAGGGAACCCACCCCCGUUGCAUUGCAGAGGCUCGAAACGAGCCAGUUUAAAAGGAGACAGGUAAUCGUGCCGGCGUACGAGCACGAAUUUAGGCAUGGAUUUCAACACGUACUAAGCAAAUCGGAGAUGAACGUCCGUUCAGUUCACGCCACUGUCAUCGUCUGGUUGCAAAAUUCGGCCGGCCAUCAGCGAUGGGAACCGUCGGAAGACCGAGUGCAAGCCCUUUUAGAAGCAUUUAGACCUGGUAGGGAGCGCGAGCGUGAUAGACAAGAACUUUUGAGUCCCACACGACAGGGAAGCACGUCAGAUAGUAAAGAUGUCGUGGUGCACUGAUAAUUUUUAUUUGAUAAAUUUUUAUUUUGACAUGGUUUAUCCUAU